This is a messenger RNA of Danio aesculapii, 1435 nucleotides long. It is a transcript of the gene sncb, whose product is annotated as synuclein, beta. Gene Ontology annotation, biological process: synaptic vesicle endocytosis; chemical synaptic transmission; synapse organization. The record is from RefSeq and is a predicted model, not a curated record. Bases 259 to 642 code for a protein of 127 amino acids. Gene Ontology annotation, molecular function: cuprous ion binding. Gene Ontology annotation, cellular component: axon terminus; neuronal cell body; cytoplasm. The transcript is spliced from 6 exons. Lineage: Eukaryota; Metazoa; Chordata; Actinopteri; Cypriniformes; Danionidae.
CCGCGGUGUCCCUCUGCUGUAGUGUCCGCUCAGGUGCGCAUCAGUGUCAGGGAGCUCAGGCCAUUAGAGCGGCUCUCUGACUGACUGACACCCCCGUGAUGAUCAAUACCGCAUCCUCGCCUCCUGAUUGGCUGAGCGCAUCAUCCAGAGGAAGGCCCACCUCGAGAGCGUAGUGUAACAUUUCCUUCCACGAUAUUUCAAUCUAGCACGCUAUUGAAGCAUAAGGACGAAGAAGGCGCUUUAAAAAGAGGGUCCAAGAUGGAUGUUUUAAUGAAGGGGCUUUCUAAAGCUAAAGAAGGGAUGGCAGUGGCCGCAGAAAAAACCAAGGAAGGUGUCGCGGUGGCCGCUGAGAAAACCAAGGAAGGCGUGAUGUUUGUGGGCAGCAAGACCAAAGACAGUGUUGCAACAGUGGCUGAGAAGACGAAGGAGCAGGCGUCUCAGCUGGGAGGAGCAGUGAUGUCUGGAGCCGGAAACAUCGCCGCUGCCACCGGCCUGGUGAAGAAGGACGAAUUCCCCAGUGACAUGAACCCGGAGUUCGGUCAGGAAGCCACUGAGGAGCCGGGAGAAGGUCUGAUGGAUCCUGAAGGACAGACAUACGACAACAACCAGCAGGAGAGCCAGGAUUAUGAGCCUGAGGCGUAAAAGCGUCACAUUCCAAGCCCAAAUCCAGCCAGCAGCACAAAAAGUUUAUAUUAAUAACAAGUACAAAUCCUAAACACAAUAAAAACCUGUUGCAAAAAAAAAAAACGUGAAAAAAAUCCAAAAAACGUAAAUCUAUAUUCCAGUUAGUCCUGCCGAGAAAUGUUCUUCCUAUCAGAUAUCUACUUUUAUGAUGAUCUAUUGUAAAUGUCAUGUUCUGACGGUAACGUGUUGGAUGUAGCGCUAUGCUAACUGCCGGGGGACUAUCCGUCUCGUUUCCUUGAAUCCCUCCCAAUGAAACGAGACCCGUUCUCCAUUGUGAAUCUUUGUACUCGUGAACCUGCAUUUCUAUAUGUGUAAUAGAUGUUUCAUAUCUUCCAAUGGCAUAUUGGGGAUUCGAAUAUCUUCGGGUAAAUAUGAUAUUAUCUAUAAAUAUAGCUGUGUGCAAUGCCUGUUUGUGGGAUUUGACUUUCUUUUUUAAUUUAAUAUCGACGCGAGUUGUUUAUUUCAUGUUUUUUGAAGUAAGAGUUUUAUACGUUGUGACUUUAUAGUUGCUUGUGAUAUCAUUCCAGUGGGUUAUUUGUUAGAAUUGGCCAGUUUGUAUCUCUGUGUGUGCGCGUGUGUGUGUGUGUGUAUGCGUUUGUGUACUGGAGAUUUUAGUGUAAAUGUGUCUUGAGGUGUUUAUGGACGUCAGGUCAAUAUGUGCUUUACAAUGCUGGAAAUGUCAAUAUUAAAGGUUUCUGUGUCAUUCAGGACAAGCGAAUCCUCUCUGUAAAUAAAGAAACAAACAAAACAA